GUUCAACAAUCACCAAUAUGAUAUUCUAAAAUUUCGUGCUCAGAGAGCAUCAAGGAGGAUACCCUGUCUAAAAUGGGGAAGGAACUUGUCAAAACGCUCAAGACGCUGAUGAAAGGUCGUGAUUUCUUCGUUACUCCGGCCGCGGUAGCUGCAUUGUGCAGGAUUUGCUCCAAUGGCCAGCUCCGUACGGAGGCUAUACAAUGCGGUGUCCUUGCCACAUUAAUUAAGCUGUUCAAGUCCGAUGAUCAUGGUCUGAGUGGGGGACCGCGUGGUUUAACGGAACUCGCUGAAUUCGAGGACGUGCGUGAUGAGCUAACAAAGGGUUCGCACAUCGACACGCUAGUCAAGUUUUCGAAAAGCAGGAAAGUAGAAAGGAGCAAAGAGGCCACUGAGGAACUCACAAGGCUAUCAGAACACGAUACACUCCGCGAACAAAUAAUUGAUAGAGGAGGUGUGGAAAGCAUAGUCGAUAACUUGGCGAAACCAGACCACGCAUUAUUUGCUGCGCACGCGCUUUUGACUCUCAUGAAACACGACGACGCCAAGGCACGGAUAAUGAACACUGAAGUGGACCUGCACCUACUGCAGAUGGUCGAGAAACGCAUUUUUGACGGAACAAUUCGCCGAGAGGGCAUGGUCAUCCUUGAGGAGAUAUUCGAAAAUGAUGACCUGCGAUCUAUGAUGUUAGCGCCAAGGCAUCAACUGUCACUCGAUAAUAAUGGUUCCUGGAAUUUCCCCGGCACGGGUGCACCCUGGCAAAGGCUGCCCAAGAAACUUGCCAACUGCAUCUUGGAGAAGGUAAUACACGGAUCGCCGACCACUGUCCAACAGUACCAAGGAAAUGUCAUCGGGAUUUUGCACAAGUUGCUUGAAAACACUCGGCUCGACUCAGUCCAGAAGAGCGCUGUGAGAUACCUCCGCGUUAUUGCUAAUCAUAAGGACGCACUCUCGUCCAUGGUUGGCGUCGGAAUCGUAAAAGCUCUUGUGUGGUGUAUCAAGGAUGUGGACAUCCGGAUUGUCAAUGAUGUUUUGAAAAAGAUCGCGGAUCAUCCUGAAUUACGUAGUGAAAUAAUCAAGACAGACAAAAUUCUGGCUGAGAUGCUCAGUAGUCAUUAUCCCGCCGAAAUUCUGCGCGUGACUGCCGCAUUGGAAUCUCUAUCGUCUUGCGAGGAUAUACGCCGGAAAGUUCAGAGUAUGCGUGUGUACAGACAGCUUGAGAAGGAUGCUCUUCACUACUUGGAUCCGCAUCACCACCCCCACGACCGUGAUCAGCAUACCCUUGCAUCCAACGCCAUCAAAUCGAUGAUCAAGACAUUUGACGAAGAAAAUCACAGAGUAGCUAACCUUUGAGGAGCAGCGAAAGCUUCGACGAUUGCGAAGAACAUUAAUCAUUAGAGUACGGGAUACUAGUCUACUCCCCUUCCCACUUCGGUGCACAGGUUGCACUUACUUAUUAUGAACUGCGUGA
Suillus paluster is the source of this 1468-nucleotide messenger RNA. RefSeq names its product armadillo-type protein. Lineage: Eukaryota; Fungi; Basidiomycota; Agaricomycetes; Boletales; Suillaceae. The record is from RefSeq and is a predicted model, not a curated record. The coding region runs from base 73 to 1350 and encodes 425 amino acids. The transcript is spliced from 10 exons.